AUGAUGCCAAAUCCACACGUAUAUUCCCAUCAUCAAUAUCCCCAGGCCGACUCGGCCUGGAUGCAUCAGCAGCCAUCGCACUCGCACCACACCCAGGCUGCGGCCGUCGCCGCCAACGUCGCUCAGCAGCAGCACUAUAAUCGCAUCGCAGGUGCCCACAACAGCGUCGGCCCUCUGACCCAGGCCCACGGCCAGGACAAUGCCCUCGAGUCGUCCGUGUCCGAAGACAAUCGGCGCACGCUGCAAUACAUUGCCGAUCUCUUGAACGAGAACACGCGCGAGGGUGCCUUGCUGGAGCUCAGCAAAAAGAGGGAGCAGGUUCCUGAACUCGCUUUGAUUCUGUGGCACUCGUUCGGGGUCAUGACGUCGCUGCUUCAAGAGAUUAUCAGUGUCUACACGCUCCUUAGCCCAUCACAGCUCACUGCCGCUGCCUCUAACAGAGUUUGUAAUGCGUUGGCUCUCCUCCAGUGCGUGGCAUCGCACAACGAGACCCGGGGGCUUUUCUUAAACGCACACAUUCCACUCUUUCUCUACCCUUUCCUCAACACGACGUCAAAGUCGCGGCCCUUUGAAUAUCUCCGGCUUACGUCGCUUGGAGUAAUCGGGGCCCUGGUCAAAAAUGACUCGUCCGAGGUCAUCAACUUCCUCCUUACGACCGAGAUUAUCCCUUUGUGCCUCCGGAUUAUGGAAACCGGGUCCGAACUCAGCAAAACAGUGGCCAUCUUCAUCGUCCAAAAGAUCCUGCUCGACGAUAAUGGUCUCAACUACAUUUGCGCCACCUAUGAGCGCUUCUAUGCUGUGGGUACGGUCCUCAGCAAUAUGGUCGCCCAGCUGGUGGAGCAGCAGACCGCGAGGCUGCUGAAGCAUGUGGUUCGGUGCUUCCUGAGACUCAGCGACAACGCCCGCGCUCGCGAGGCAUUACGGCAAUGCCUGCCGGAACCGCUGCGCGACCAUACGUUCCAGUCUGUGCUCCGCGACGACGCUGCGACGAAACGCUGCCUCGCGCAGCUGCUCAUCAACCUGUCGGAUAACGUGGUUGAACCCACCGCCGUCGGCCAGCUUGGGAUUUAG
Canariomyces notabilis is the source of this 1071-nucleotide messenger RNA. Its product is annotated as Rcd1-domain-containing protein. Lineage: Eukaryota; Fungi; Ascomycota; Sordariomycetes; Sordariales; Chaetomiaceae. The record is from RefSeq and is a predicted model, not a curated record. The transcript is spliced from 4 exons. Gene Ontology annotation, biological process: mRNA catabolic process; negative regulation of translation. Gene Ontology annotation, cellular component: CCR4-NOT complex; CCR4-NOT core complex; P-body. Bases 1 to 1071 code for a protein of 356 amino acids.